AAUAAUCCAAAACACCAAAGACGUCGAAAGCGAGUUUAAGUGCGGUCUCCUUCCAUCCAACAGUGAAGAGUAAUCCACAAACUUCCUGACGGUAUCGCUUCCCGGGGCGACUAAGUACCAAACUGCUGAAAUUUUUAAAGCCCAACCAAAACCAUCGAUGCCGACGGUUUCAGUUGACGACCCAAAAAUUAAAAAAUAAAUCUCAGUCGGUGAAGCAGAAUGCUGACUACUGUCGCUGCUGUUAGUUUGCGAUCAGCAGCUUCCCGAGCCUUCUUCUUCUCCAAAGCUCUCCCAAACUCCGCCGCCACUUCCUUCUCGCUCGCACGGACGCUCUCUCCCUCCGCCGUUUCUCGCUCCUCAUUUCGCGCCAUGGCCUCCGACUCUGCUGCCCCCUUCAACAAAAUCCAAAUCCAAAGAGACGACACUACAUUUGAUGCGUAUGUUGUUGGCAAAGACGGCGCUCCUGGGAUUGUUGUGCUUCAAGAGUGGUGGGGUGUGGAUUAUGAAAUUAAGAACCAUGCUGUCAAGAUUUCUCAACUUGCUCCUGGAUUCAAAGCACUUAUCCCAGAGUAA
Malus domestica (apple) is the source of this 573-nucleotide messenger RNA. The record is from RefSeq and is a predicted model, not a curated record. Lineage: Eukaryota; Viridiplantae; Streptophyta; Magnoliopsida; Rosales; Rosaceae.